This is a messenger RNA of Necator americanus (New World hookworm), 384 nucleotides long. RefSeq lists its product as uncharacterized. Lineage: Eukaryota; Metazoa; Nematoda; Chromadorea; Rhabditida; Ancylostomatidae. The record is from RefSeq and is a predicted model, not a curated record. The coding region runs from base 1 to 384 and encodes 127 amino acids. The transcript has a single exon.
AUGCCUGUGGUCGCCUCCAUCACUAACGAAGUCAAGCUGCGAGUCUACCUAUCCGCAAUUCGCCCCAUCGUUACGUACGGUUCGGAAGCUUGGGCAAUACAGUCUACAUUGAUGGAAGAGCUUGAUUGUAUGGAAAGGAAGCUGUGUAGACGGUUGGUUGGCUACUUUUGGCUUAGAGUGUGCCACCAUGAAUAUCUUUACGCGGAAAUCGAUGUGGUGUGGCGGCGAAUCACAUGUGGAAGGCAUCAACAUCUUGCAUUGCCAUGGAAAGUGGCUACAGAAAAUCGCCUUCGCUUCUUUGGUCAUAUACCGAGGAGACCAGCAGAUCCAUUCGUUCAACAUGUUGUGAGGAGUUUGUCAGGUUCAACGGAAGUUCUCUACUGA